Messenger RNA from Saccoglossus kowalevskii, 900 nucleotides. Its product is annotated as carnitine O-acetyltransferase-like. Gene Ontology annotation, biological process: carnitine metabolic process, CoA-linked. Lineage: Eukaryota; Metazoa; Hemichordata; Enteropneusta; Harrimaniidae. Gene Ontology annotation, cellular component: peroxisome. The record is from RefSeq and is a predicted model, not a curated record. Gene Ontology annotation, molecular function: carnitine O-acetyltransferase activity.
CUUAUAGUUGGAAGAGAUGGCAAUUGUGGUCUGCAGUAUGAACAUGCACCCGCAGAGGGCCCUCCAAUAAUGGCGCUGAUAAGUCAUAUUUUAGAUUUUAUAAAGACGAUAAAUGAACCAAUAAAACCAUCCACAAACGUUUUGCCAUUGCCUAAAGAACUUGUAUUGAAACUUGAUAAUGAUUUAUUACAAGACAUCAACAUUGCCAAAGACAACUUAGAUGUAUUGGUGAAUGACGUAACCGUAUGCUGCUUUCAGUUUAAACCAUUUGGUAAGAACUUUCCAAAGAAGAACAGAAUGAGUCCAGAUGCUUUCAUUCAGGUGGCACUUCAGCUGGCAUACUAUAAGAUUUACAAGAGAACUGCAGCCACCUAUGAAAGUGCAUCGCUCCGAAGAUUUCGUCUGGGACGUACAGACACUAUUAGAUCAUGCACAAAUGCAUCACUCAGAUUUUGUAAAGCCAUGCUGGACAGCAAUAAAACGCCAAGUGAAAGAUACCAUUUAUUAAGAGCAGCUGUUGAAGCACACAAGACAUACACAAACCAGGCCUUGGUUGGUGAAGUAAUUGAUCGCCAUUUACUGGGUUUGAAGUUAACAGCGAUAGAAAGUGGUCAAAAUGUACCAGAAAUAUUCAUGGAUCCUGCUUAUCAGACAGCUAUGCACUUUAAAAUAUCAACAAGUCAGGUGCCCUCCACGUAUGAUCUUAUUAUGUGUUUUGGACCAGUUGUUCCAGAUGGAUAUGGUGUGUGUUACAACCCUCAUGAGGAAAAGUUUAACUUCUCUCUCACAUCAUUUAACAGUAGUCCGGAAACCAACGCCAACAAACUUGCCAAAACCCUUGCUGACAGUCUGUUGGAAAUGCAGAGUCUGACUGUACAAAAUGAAGGCUCAAAACUAUAA